This is a messenger RNA of Salpingoeca rosetta, 1743 nucleotides long. RefSeq lists its product as uncharacterized. The record is from RefSeq and is a predicted model, not a curated record. The transcript has 5 exons. Lineage: Eukaryota; Choanoflagellata; Craspedida; Salpingoecidae. The coding region runs from base 1 to 1743 and encodes 580 amino acids.
AUGGAUGCGCAAGGUGUGGAUGUGGGUGCACACCCACACCCACCACGACAACAACAAGAAGCAGCGCCACAGGCUGCGCAAGCACAGGAUGAGCAGCGCGUGGCACGUGGCGCAGCCGGGCAACAAUCCCCUGCCAUCUCACCGGCACAACAACAACAACAGCAGCAGCAACAACAACAGGAAGAAGAAGAACAACAACAACAACAAGAGCAACAACAACAAGAGCAACAAGGACAACAACAGCGUGAGCAGGGGGCAAGGGGUGUGAGGGAGAUUGUGUUGUCGCCAGAGGAGCUGAUUCCAGAUUCGGAGCUGCACACUGUCAAGUACCACGGUCGCUUGCCGCUGCCAAACCUGAGCGUAUCCAACCCGCCAACCAGCGCCACAUGCGUGUCAUCGAUUCGCAACAUUUUGGCGUAUCGCAGCAAGGAAAAGUUCAGGCACGGCUGUGCGAAAUGGCUGCUGUUCCAGGUGUCAUGUCGUCGUGGUCGCGCAUUUGCAUGGCCCGUGCGCGAUGAAGGGAGACAGGGGCUCACACACCAACUGGCGCAAAUUGCAGCCGUGGCAGACUAUGGACCCAUGGUGUGCUACAUUGUCGCCUCUCUCGAUGCCGACAACAUCACCUGCACCGCCCACAUCUUCGAGUGCGAGAGCUUCUAUGCGUCAAGCUACCUGUCCAACGAGCUGGUCAAGGCGUGCCGGGUCAUCUUGGAUGCGCUGCGAAGCAAAGGAUACCUGCGCGACCAGCGGUCCCCCAACGGCGAGCAAGCAGACGGCGGCGACGACAACAACGAAGUUGCCGAGGAGCGGAAGCGCGUGGCAGCGCAGCUGUUGACGCGGGACGUGGAUGUGCUGGCAACUGCGGUGCAGCGUGGAAUGACGCCGUCGCAGCCGCUGCCACGCCGAAGACGCAAGGGAAUGACGCCGUCGCAGCCGCUGCCACGCCGAAGACGCAAGGCAAAACAGACAGCCGGCAUGUACUUUGUCUGCUGCGGGCAGGGCGGCGAUGGAGUCUCACGUGCGCGAGACAGCGACAGGCCACCGCCGUCGACCGCCAGCAGUGUGCGCGAGACAGCGACAGGCCACCGCCAUUUGGAACAACAACAACAACAACAACAACAACAACAACAACAACAACAACAACAACAACAACAACAACAACAACAACAACAACAACAACAACAACAACAACCACAACAUGAGGAGAGGAAAACGGCACGCGAAAUCAUCUUUGUGUCGCCGAAGCGAACCACCAAUACACACAGCGCGACAGCGGCCACAGCAGCGGCUGCACGCGCCACACCUCGCGGAAACCCCAACGACCAAGACAGCAACAUCAUCGGGAGUGGUGGUGGUGGUGACCACACGUGCGGUGGCGCCAGUGCACGUGGUGUUGGCGAAAGCGGGGACCGCCCACGCAGCAGUGAUGGUGUGUACAGGGAUGGUCGUGCACGCGGGCGCGCGCGUGUGGACGCGAGCAGUGCGUUUGAAAGUGGCAACAGUGGCCGGACGGCGUCUGUGAAGAUGAGCGCGCUGCAGCCGGGACACACCGUCUUUGUCGCGGGCCACGGCCUCGGCACCCUCAGAUUUUACGGGCGGAGUCGCGUUGAUGGCGGUGUGAAGCUCAUCGGCGUUGAGCUCAACGAGGCGACGGGCGACUGCGACGGCGCGCACCCAACACACGGCCGAUACUUCACCUGUGCACACAACCGCGGCCUCCUGGUGAGGCAUUAUGUGUGUUAA